UGCAGUGUCACGGGCCACAGCGUAUCCGGAUAGGGAGCCUCUGGCAAGAGCGGUGCGGGAACCGGCACCCACCACUGGAGGGGCGGCGACAGCGGCAGAAGCGACCUAGAGAGUUGAGUGGAGCCGCCAUGGCCGAGUUCCAGUCAAAAGUGAGCAGGUGGACUAGCAGUCCUGCGCAGGGCGCCGGAGCCUCUGUGUCCACGCUGCGCAUGGACCUGGGCUUUGUGCGCUCCCGCCUCAGGGUGUUCAUGCUGCUGCAGCUGGUGCUGGGGCUGCUGGUGUGGGCCCUGAUUGCAGACACCCCGUACCACCUGUACCCGGCCUAUGGCUGGGUGAUGUUCGUCGCUGUCUUCCUCUGGCUGGUGACAAUCGUCUUAUUCAACCUCUACCUGUUUCAGCUGCACAUGAAGUUGUACAAGGUGCCCUGGCCACUAGUGUUAAUGAUCUUUAACAUCAUUGCCGCCAUGCUCUAUGUCACCGCCUUCAUUGCCUGCUCUGCGGCAGUUGACCUGACGUACCUAAAGGUCACGCAGCCGUAUAACCAGCGUGCGGUUGCCUCGUUCUUUGCGUGUUUGGUGAUGGUCGCCUACGGAGUGAGCGCCUUCUUCAGCUAUCAGGACUGGCGAGGAGUAGGCAGCAGUGCGUGCCACAGCUCCCCCUGGGGCUGA
Molecule: messenger RNA, 668 nt
Organism: Mandrillus leucophaeus (drill)
Lineage: Eukaryota; Metazoa; Chordata; Mammalia; Primates; Cercopithecidae
Product: plasmolipin-like
Exons: 1
Coding region: 129-668 (179 amino acids)
Biological process (GO): myelination
Cellular component (GO): membrane
Molecular function (GO): structural constituent of myelin sheath
Source: RefSeq, a predicted model, not a curated record